Molecule: messenger RNA, 2019 nt
Organism: Lingula anatina
Lineage: Eukaryota; Metazoa; Brachiopoda; Lingulata; Lingulida; Lingulidae
Source: RefSeq, a predicted model, not a curated record
GUAGACUUACAUGAAAUAUAUUGAAAAGCAGAUAUUCAAUGUGAUUAAUAUUCCCCCGAGUUUUGCCGAUUGAGUUUUCCCAUAAUGCAGUAGAGACCUAAUAACAUCCGGUGGUGUGGGCAGAGUUUCAAAAUGAGACUUGAAAUUAUGUUUGUCCAAUAGUAGAUGAUACCAAGAUUGAGAGGAAUCAAAGUAUUUGGCCUCAGGUCAUCCAAACCCAAGGCGUCUGAAGUGCUAACAGCCCACCUCGUGCAGAGGCAGCUCCCACACUGGACUUCCUUCUGUGUUCCCUACCGCAAAGUGAUAAAUGAUCAGUUUGGAUUAUCACAUUUCAACUGGGCUGUUCAAGGUGCUAAUUACCACAUUCUGAGGACUGGCUGUUUCCCUUUCAUCAAGUACCACUGUACAAAGAGGCCGUACGCAGAUCUCAGGCUAGAGAAUACUUGCUUCACUUUUCUUAAAGUGAUCAACUUAGGGGUUCCGACUCUUGCCUAUGGCCUUGCUUCCUGGAUGCUGAUAAGCCACCAUGAAGAUGUUCACACUGCCAAAGGAGAUGUGAGAAUCUACUUCCUGAACAAGGAAGAGAAAGAUGCAAUGUACUGACUAGUCAUUUAACCAGAAAGCAAACAACCCCUAGUCACCUUUUAAGGAUUUUGUUGAAUGUUCUGGUCACUUAGAGAGAAAUAUUUGCAAAGCCUGAAUAGACAGUUGACUGUCUUUUAUAACUCUAUUUUUUUUAUCUCAGGGAGUUUUUUUAAUAGUAGUUAAUUGGGCAUUGUUGGGUGUUAUUUGGAGAUUAUCAGUAUACUCACGUCAUGGCAGCACAACUGUAUGAAUUGUCCACCUUAAUGGCACUGGUUGUUUUAGGACUGCUUGCACUUAUUAUAGUUGUGACACUUUAUCUUCUUGUGAAGGGCUUCAGUUACGUGUUCAGCAAAAUAACAGAAUUGUUUAGCCCAGGGCCAGGUGAAAGGACUGAAAAGAUUAGAGACAGUUAUGGAAAUGUGUCCACUUUGAAUGAAUCAUUAAAAGAAGAAUAGUGAUGUUGCUAGCGUAAUGGUAGUUUAACUCUCCCUUUUCAAGGGGGUGGGUAUUUUUGGAUUUGAAGCAGAUAUUGCUUUAGGCCCUAUUCAGAAUAGGAGACUAACUAGUCUGAGGGUUAAAUAUGGCAGCCCACUUCACUUGCUGUCUAAUCCAUUAAUAGACACUGAAUAGAUAUCCUGUGGGGAAGUAUUCAAGUGGGUCAGCCAUAUUUAACCCUCGGACUAGUUAGUCCCCUAUUCUGAAUGGGGCCUUAGUUGAUUUGUUGUGCAAUUAACUAUAGAACCAGUGUAGAUUAAAAUUAACUGAAAUUAUAUUAGUUGUACAUUUUAUGUUAUGUGUUUUAUGUGACAAGUUCCUCCUGUAAGUUUUUAAGUAGUAAAAUAAUUCAAUAAAUGUGCCUUUGUAUUCUUAUGCAAUUGAAUUAAGGAAAUGGUUAAUAUGUGAAAUUCUUAUCAUCUUCCACAGGAUACUCUGACACCGUUAUGUAUAACUUACAUUUAUAUUACAGCUGGUAUUAAAAUAAAACUGGUUAUAUGAAAUCGGUCUUUUGCAGCAUUUUAGAAACAUUCUCAUAUAUGCAUAUAGCUAAAUAAAAAAAAUGAGAAAUAUUUUGUAUGGCAAAAAAAUCUUGCCUUGAUAUUUUUAUUUGCUUUAUUAUCAUUAUUAUUAUUUAAUUUAUUUAUUGUAAAAAAUUACAUUUAUUUGGUUUUGCACAGGUAAUGAUAUCUACCACUUACUACUGUUGACAUAUACUCUCUACCAGUGCAGCAGAUUAUGUUAUUAUGAGCAUUUUUCUGCAGAUUGAAAGUCGAGUCAUGAAAUAGAUGGAGAUCUUUUGGUAAAUAUCUGGUGAAAGAUCAAUUUGACCUUGGUAGAGGGUGGCACAUAGGUGGUGACAGUUUAUAUUAAUUCAUGUUCAAUGCCCUCAUUUGUGAAGCAUGUUGCAUGGUAAAUAAAAUGAGUUUCUUAGUUAAA